Messenger RNA from Egretta garzetta (little egret), 1261 nucleotides. It is a transcript of the gene TNIP3, whose product is annotated as TNFAIP3 interacting protein 3. The coding region runs from base 1 to 1221 and encodes 406 amino acids. Gene Ontology annotation, biological process: regulation of transcription by RNA polymerase II; cellular response to lipopolysaccharide. NCBI's taxonomy places the organism in Eukaryota, Metazoa, Chordata, Aves, Pelecaniformes, Ardeidae. The record is from RefSeq and is a predicted model, not a curated record. The transcript is spliced from 13 exons.
AUGGUGAUUCACUGUGAGCAGCUCAAAAGGAAGACUAAAGAUGCAGAGGAUUGUCUGGAAUUGCGCCCCCAUCAGUGUGUUGAGACGGAAAGGUGUGAAAGUAAAGAGCUUGAUGUUGAAAUAAGGAACCUGAUAGAGAAGAACACUUACCAGUCGUGCGAGGACCCUGAACCUAUUGCCCAAGAGAGUCCAAAUCCUCAGAGAACUUUGUGUUCCCUUAAGACCCGUAGUGAAACAAAUGCUCAAGGCCGUCUUGGAUGUACGUGGGCAGGUGUGAGUGACAUGGAAGCCCCAGCAGACCUACUAGAAUCAAGGCACAUAUUGCUGACCAAAAAGAAGACUACAUCAUCCAAGUCUCUGGAACAACACAUCCUCUCACUGGAAAGACAGAGACAAGAGCUGCUGGAGGUGAACAAGCAAUGGGAUCAUCAAUUUAGAAGUAUGAAACAGCUUUACGAAAACCAGCUGGCUGAAAUGAAAGCAAAACUGGAUGUGUCGGAGAGGAGAGUCAGCGAGCUGGAGGAAGAGAGACAGCGACAGCAUCCAGAAGAUGAGAGGUUGCGAGCCCUGGGCAGAGAGAGGCCAUUGCAGGAAAUGAAAGAAACAAAGGUCCUUAGCGAAGCCCUCCGUGAAACGAAGGAAGAGAACAAGCUCCUGAAGCAGAAGAAUGCCUCAAUGGUCAGAAAGAAAGAACACUAUGAGUGUGAAAUAAGUCGUCUGAAUAAGGCCCUUCUGGAUGUGUUGAAAAAGCAGCACUCACCUGUUCUUGGGACUCCUUCAGAGAAGGGUGACAGGAACAGCCUUGAGGACAUGAGAACCCAGCUUGAAGUUCUCAGACAGCAGGUACAAAUAUAUGAAGAAGACUUCAGAAAGGAGAGAUCUGACAGAGAAAGACUUAAUGAGGAGAAAGAAGCAUUGCAGAAAACUAAUGAGAGAUUACAGUCUCAACUGAAUAAAUUAAACUCUCAGACGAAAGAUCUCCCGGUACAGUCUGAGAGGCCCAGCUACCCACCUCCCUUCUUCCUCUCACCAUGUGUCAAUUAUGGGAGUUGUGGGUUGGUUCUUCACUAUCAAAAUCCUCAAGUACAUCCAGCGUCUCACAGGGCACGUGAGCAGCAACAGCACUCACCAGACUAUCAGUGGUAUGUUCCUGACCAGUUUCCGCCAGAUGUGCAGCACAAGGCAAAUGAUUCAUCCUCCGAGAAGGGAGCCCAUCGCUGACGGCCUAUAACCCGGAGGAGUGUAGACCAAAGGAUGCAAG